Messenger RNA from Cynoglossus semilaevis (tongue sole), 1558 nucleotides. RefSeq names its product dihydrouridine synthase 1-like (S. cerevisiae) (gene dus1l). Gene Ontology annotation, molecular function: flavin adenine dinucleotide binding; tRNA dihydrouridine synthase activity. Lineage: Eukaryota; Metazoa; Chordata; Actinopteri; Pleuronectiformes; Cynoglossidae. Bases 233 to 1558 code for a protein of 441 amino acids. Gene Ontology annotation, biological process: tRNA processing. The transcript has 13 exons. The record is from RefSeq and is a predicted model, not a curated record.
CAGCAACAACAGAGCGAGAGAACAGGCGCUAAGGAUCAUGGGUAAUUUCUAAGUGAAGUCUGAGUAAAUGUGGAACUCAUGUAUUCCUCUGUAAACUGUGGCGAGUCACGCACGCGCUUCGCGGGAGUCUGGAUUUGAUUCGUUCUGGUUCUGUUGGACCGCGCACACUGACGUCACUUGAAAACGGCGGUUCUUCGUUGGUAUUGGAUUUUAAUCUCGCACUGUUACAGAGAUGGCAAAGCUGCAGGGCUUUCAGUUCUGGAAUGAGACCCUGAACUGUGCUCGCUUCGUGGUGGCCCCCAUGGUGGACCAGAGUGAGCUGGCCUGGCGCCUGCUUAGCCGCAGACAUGGCGCCCAUCUCUGCUACACUCCCAUGCUGCACGCCCAGGUGUUCGUCCGUGACGCCAACUACAGGCGAGAAAACCUUUACAACGAGGUUUGUAAUGAAGACAGACCUCUAAUAACCCAGUUUUGUGCCAACGAUCCUAAAGUGUUCGUGGAGGCCGCCCUGCUCGCUCAGGACUACUGCGACGCCAUCGACCUCAACCUGGGCUGUCCUCAGAUGAUUGCAAAAAGAGGACACUACGGAGCGUUCUUACAAGACGAGUGGGAGCUGCUGGAGAAAAUGAUCCGGUUGGCCAAUGAGAAGCUCUCGGUUCCCAUCACCUGUAAAAUUCGUGUUUUCAAGGAGAUUGAAAAAACGGUGUCGUACGCACAGAUCCUGGAGAAAGCUGGAUGUCAGCUGCUGACAGUUCACGGCAGAACCAAAGACCAGAAAGGACCGCUGACGGGAAUCGCCAGUUGGGAGCACAUCAAGGCAGUACGGAAGGCGGUCAGUAUUCCAGUGUUCGCCAACGGCAACAUUCACCACCUGAGUGACGUGGAGCGAUGUAUCCAGGAGACUGGGGUCCAGGGUGUGAUGAGUGCAGAGGGGAACCUUCACAACCCAGCACUGUUUGAAGGCCGCAGCCCCCCCGUGUGGGAGAUGGCUGAGGAGUACCUGGAGCUGGUGAGGCAGUUCCCCCCCUGCAGCCUGUCCUUUCCACGAGCCCAUCUGUUCAAGCUGUGGCACCACACGCUGCAGAUCCACCAGGACCUGAGGGAGGAGCUGGCCAAGGCCAAGAACCUCGAAGGUUUGGCCGACAUCAGCAAAAAGCUGAGAGUCAGAUGUGAGGAGGAAAUCUCCAGAGGAAAAGAUGGAGAAGAGAAGGAGAGCAGCCUCCCCCUCCCUCACUGGAUCUGCCAGCCCUACGUCAGACCAGUGCCAAAAGAACCUGCUGUCAAUGGUAACGGCCAGAGGUCAGAGGUCAAGAAGCCCGUGUGUCAGAAGAGACCACUGGAAGACCCCGACGGGUCUGCGGACAUGCUCUCCAAAAACAAGCUGAAGAAAAGGUCCCGCAACCCCAACAAGAACUUCUGUCCUGAGCAGAAACCAAAGUACAUCAAGUGUGAGCAGUGUGGAAACCCCAAGGUAGGCAGUACACGUGUAAUACUGCAGUAUCAAACAGCAGGAAGUCGUUUUGAGACCGUCAGUUACAUCUGUGACUUCAAUCUGUGA